CACAACUGUUUGACUUCUUGGCUACUAUACGCGCGGUUGGUUCUUAACUAACGCCUAUUCGGUUCUUCAUAGAGAACAGGUCCUCAUGCAAAGUAUACGGAGAUCGCGAAAAUGAAGGCAUUGCAGGGAUCGUGUUUCUUCUUUAAUUUAUACAUCCAACUCAUCUUCGUCUCUGUUUCUCUGUUCCUCUGUUCUUCGGGUCUCAAGAUCGGAGAGACUUGUUCCUCUGACAGUGUUUGCGAUGCGGGAUUACAUUGCGAAACUUGCCCUGCAAAUGGUAACACGCGGCCCAGAUGUACCCGGAUCCAGCCAUUGAAUCCCACAUCGAAGGUGAAAGGUUUACCUUACAACAAGUAUUCAUGGCUCACGACGCACAACUCCUUCUCUCUUGAGGGGGCGAAAUCCGACACGGGUUCGUUUAUGAUCGCACCAAAGAACCAGGAAGACACGGUCACCAGUCAACUUAAGAAUGGAGUUCGAGGGCUUAUGCUAGAUACGUAUGACUUCAUGAAUGAUAUCUGGUUAUGUCACUCAACUGGAGGAAUAUGUUACAACUUCACAGCAUUCCAACCUGCAAUCAAGGUGUUCAGAGAGAUUCAGGUGUUCCUGGAAGCAAACCCAUCAGAGAUUGUUACCUUAUUUCUUGAGGAUUAUGUAACAUCCCCACAAGGCUUGACCAAGGUAUUCGACGCAUCUGGUCUCAAGAAGUACUGGUUUCCUGUGUCAAGGAUGCCCAAGAAUGGUGAAGACUGGCCCACUGUAGAUGAUAUGGUCCAGCAGAAUCAGCGGCUGGUGGUUUUCAGUUCCAAACGUGAUAAGGAGGCUUCUGAGGGGAUCGCUUACGAGUGGAGCUAUGUGGUAGAAAAUCAAUAUGGAGAUGGGGGAAUGAAAGCUGGAUCAUGUCCAAAUCGUGCUGAAUCGCCUCCAAUGAACACCUCAACAAUUUCACUGGUUCUUCAGAAUUACUUUCUUGAUAAUCCCAAUGCAACACAAGCUUGUGUAGACAAUUCAGCUCCAUUGAUUAGCAUGUCGAAAACCUGUUCUGAAGCAGCUGGUAAAAGGUGGCCCAACUUCAUUGCUGUUGAUUUCUACCUGAGAAGUGAUGGUGGAGGAGCCGCUGAAGCUGUGGAUGUAGCUAAUGGUCAUCUCACUUGCGGAUGUGACAAUAUUGCCUACUGUGUGGCAAAUGCCACAUCUGGUACAUGCGACGUCCCUCCAAUUGCUCCCCCUCCUCCUGCCGCUGGAGGAAGCUCCGAAAACCCCCCAUCAGCUCCUUCCAGCAUUGCCUAUUUGAGCAGCAAACCACUUCAGUUAAGCUGGCUGUUUGGAGUCAUUUUGACUACUCUCUUAUUAUAAUUUUAUCAGCUCUGUCCCACUUAUUUGUAGCAUUCCCCUGUUUUUUGCAUAUAUUCUUCUGAACAACAGAUUUAUUUUUCAGAUGAAGGUACGGCUUACCUGUAUUCUAAUAUUCCAUCAGUGCACUUUCAUACUUUGUAAUAAAUAAGAUAUAUAAUUCUCUGAGGUGAUUCUUGUUUU
Messenger RNA from Tripterygium wilfordii, 1536 nucleotides. RefSeq names its product PI-PLC X domain-containing protein At5g67130-like. Bases 112 to 1356 code for a protein of 414 amino acids. Gene Ontology annotation, biological process: lipid metabolic process. Lineage: Eukaryota; Viridiplantae; Streptophyta; Magnoliopsida; Celastrales; Celastraceae. The transcript is spliced from 9 exons. The record is from RefSeq and is a predicted model, not a curated record. Gene Ontology annotation, molecular function: phosphoric diester hydrolase activity.